Erigeron canadensis is the source of this 1002-nucleotide messenger RNA. Its product is annotated as transcription factor MYB35-like. NCBI's taxonomy places the organism in Eukaryota, Viridiplantae, Streptophyta, Magnoliopsida, Asterales, Asteraceae. The transcript is spliced from 3 exons. Bases 1 to 1002 code for a protein of 333 amino acids. The record is from RefSeq and is a predicted model, not a curated record.
AUGGUAAGACCUCCGUGUUGCGAGAAGAUUAAUAUGGGAACAGGAUCAUUGAACGCAGACGAGGAUGCACAAAUGCUUACGUUUGUAAACAAACAAACGACAAGUAAUUGGCAAGUUGGGGCUCCAAGAAAACCAGGAUUAAGAAGAUGUGGGAAGAGUUGUAGAAUAAGAAAAACAAAUGUUACGAAGAAUGACAAUAUUAGGCAUGAAAGCUUUACGCCGCAAGAAGAGGAGAUGAUCAUCAAGCUUCACUCUGCUAUAGGCAGCAGGUGGCCUAUAAUUGCACAACAACUUCCAGGAAGGACAGAUAAUGAUGUGAAGAAUUAUUGGAAUACCAAUCUAAAGAAGAAGCUAUCAGCAAUGGGAAUUGAUCCUGUCACUCAUAGGCCUUUCUCUCAAAUGCUCGCCGACUAUGGCACCAUUAGCGGACUCACAAGAACCCAAACUAGAAUGGGCUCACUAAGUAGAGACAACAAAAACACAUUCUUCAUGUCAAACCAAGAAAUCCAACAAGUCCCAACCGAAACAUUAUUUCCUAGCUUCAACAGCAAUAAUGUCAAAAUGGAACCAUCAGAAAUGACUAAAAAUGAUUCAUCACUUGAUCUUCUAACUCAACUUCAAGCCAUCACACAUGGCAAAGACUCGUCACCAAACAAUGACCUCUCCCUUACACAAUUCCAUGUUUCUAGUGCAUCGUCGUCGUCGUCUUCCUCUAGUACUUGUUCAAUCUUGAAUGAAAUGACGCCACAACAAACGUUCAAUUGGCGUGACUUUUUAAUUGAGAAUACACAAGAUGGAAAUGUCAUUGAUGAAAAGCUAAACUUUGAAACACUUGGAGGGAUUGAGAUAGUCAAGGUUAACACCCCUUUAAUGAUGAAUAAUGGUGUUAAAGAAACUAUAGAAGAAGCUUGCGAUGGAUCAUUUUUGGAAGCCAUGCUAGAUGGAGAAAAUGACAUGCUCUUGGACUUUCCAGGGCUUUUGGGUGACCCAUCUUAUUACUAG